Molecule: messenger RNA, 1019 nt
Organism: Cylas formicarius (sweet potato weevil)
Lineage: Eukaryota; Metazoa; Arthropoda; Insecta; Coleoptera; Brentidae
Exons: 4
Coding region: 91-999 (302 amino acids)
Biological process (GO): tRNA-type intron splice site recognition and cleavage
Cellular component (GO): tRNA-intron endonuclease complex
Source: RefSeq, a predicted model, not a curated record
AUAACAUCAACCACCACAGUUCCCAACUAACCACUGAGGAUUCUAUGCAUGAUCAUAUGCAAUUAGAAAUAAACAAAACUUUUAGAGCCCAUGGAAGAUUUAGCCAAAAAAUGCGUACAAGAUCACAGACAACCGCUGGUAAGGGUUAAUUUGCCGGGUACCAAAUUGUUCUACAAGCCGAGGAAUGAGCAGGAAAAAGUCCUCGUCAAAGAAUGCCAAAUCAAUUUUGAAAGUGUGCUGAGACACGGACGGGUGGAACGCAGGUUCCGGGACGCCCAAUUUAUUUAUUUUGUUGUAAGGGGGUUGACUUUCAGAUGCGCCCGAGCCAGGGCUACGUGGCUAGAAGAUCUCGGCCUCGCGCGGGUCGGCAAGCUGAUCAAAAACCUGCUGAAAUAUUUCGGCCACCAAAACAAGGACGGAGUGUUUUUGUAUCCGGAGGAAAUGCUAUUUUUAUUAGAGACGAAUCGCUUGGAGCUGCACCUAGACGACUUACCGAUAACUAUCGCCGAAGGGUACAGCAUCGCGUUGAAGUACAUAACCCUGACAAACUACAGAGUUUUCAAAAAGCUCGCCAGCCUGGGCUACAAGCUGGUGAGAUUCGAUCGAUUUCAAACUACCCGAAACAUGUCCGACCGUGCAGAACAGAAGCGGAAACCGCCCACCGACGACGAGCCCGUGCCGUCAAAGAAGCCUAAGGACGAAGAGGACGUCUCCAAAGAGCUGCGUCACAUUUCGGGGAUUUUCGAGAGUUUAAAAUGCAAAAUGCCGACCGACGCGGCUUCCACAAAUGGCAACGCUUUUGAUCAGGAACCCCAUUAUUGCGUUUUUUUGCCCUCCAACACUAACAAAAACGCACCCGACUUCCACUUAUACCUCUGCGAAGACGGCGAGUUGAUCGAACGACUCGCGCCGCACUCGGACGUGCCGGGCCUAGUGGCGACGUGCGUCGACGACGUCACGUUUUACAGGCUGGGUGUCGUUGAGUUGCCGUUUCUUUGAUCGCCGAGAGGAUUGCCAGG